This is a messenger RNA of Rotaria sp. Silwood2, 594 nucleotides long. NCBI's taxonomy places the organism in Eukaryota, Metazoa, Rotifera, Eurotatoria, Philodinida, Philodinidae. The record is from the annotation of a GenBank genome assembly.
AUGAAUUUUAAAAUUCAUUUUCGAACUUUUGAGACAGUCUUUAUAUAUUUUAUAAAUAUCUUGCAGGCAAUAAAAGAAUUUCAUGUAUCACUUUAUCAAGCACUUGUUCUUCUUCUUUUUAAUCAACAUAACGAUCUUAGUUAUAAAGAUAUUCAAGAACAAACUAAAAUUCAACCAGCUGAAUUACAACGAACAUUACAAUCAUUAGCAUGUGGAAAAAUUCGUUUAUUAAAUAAAAAACCAAUUAGUAAAGAUAUUAAUGCUGACGAUCGAUUUACAUUAAAUACUUCAUUUGAACAUAAAUUAAUUCGAAUAAAAAUUAAUCAAGUACAAUUGAAAGAAACUCCGGAAGAAAAUAGCUCAACAACGGAACGUGUUGUUCAAGAUCGUCAUUAUCAAGUUGAUGCCGCUAUUGUUCGAAUAAUGAAAACACGUAAAACAUUAUCACAUGCUCAACUUAUAUCUGAAGUAUUUUCACAAUUAAAAUUUCCUUUAUCAACAGCCGUUAUUAAAACACGUAUUGAAAGUUUACUUGAACGUGAAUACAUGAAACGAUCAGCAGACAAUGCUAACAUAUAUGAAUAUGUUGCUUAA